Candidula unifasciata is the source of this 3376-nucleotide messenger RNA. NCBI's taxonomy places the organism in Eukaryota, Metazoa, Mollusca, Gastropoda, Stylommatophora, Geomitridae. The record is from the annotation of a GenBank genome assembly.
AUGAUGUGCGACGUGAUGCCGACGAUUUCUGAAGAUGGGUCGAACGACCGGGAGUCGCAGGGCUCCGGGGACGACUCGAACUUCGAGCAGCUGAUGGUGAAUAUGUUGGAUGAGCGAGAUAAGUUGAUGGAGAGUCUGCGAGAGAAGCAGGAAGCGCUGGAAUUGGCAGAGGCCAAGCUGAUUGAAGCAAAUAAAGACAGGGAAAUUAUGCAAAAACAGCUGCAGCAAACAACACCUCAGGAAUUGGCCACAGUAACAAAAGAGUUGAACCAGGUGAGAGAACAGCUGUUGGAAAGGGAGGAGGAGGUUUCAGAGCUCAAGGCUGAGAGGAAUAAUACCAGGUUACUGCUGGAACAUCUUGAGUGUUUGGUAUCUCGGCAUGAGCGGUCGUUGAGAAUGACUGUGGUCAAGCGGCAAGCCUCUUCUCCCGCUGGUGUGUCCAGUGAAGUUGAGGUCUUGAAGGCCCUGAAGUCCCUGUUUGAGCACCACAAGGCCCUGGAUGAGAAGGUUCGAGAACGACUGCGCGUUGCCUUAGAACGGGUUGCUCAGUUGGAGGAGGAGCUUACAAGUGCCAAUCAAGAAUUAUUCACAUUCCGAGAACAAGCGACCAAGUCUCGACAUUCAAGUGGCAGCGUGGAGGAUAUCAAGUCAAACCGCACUGACUCCACCGGUCAGGGAGAUGUCGACUCCCGUGAGUCUUCCACAGCAACCAGCACAAGCCUGCCCAAGAGAUUAUCUAAUGGGUCUAUAGAGCCUGACUCUGACAUGGGCAGAGUCAUGGACCUGCAAGAGACUGUGGAGAAACAGAACACAGAGAUGACCGCCGCCAGGACACGUCUGCUGGAGCUCAACAACAAGAUCACAGAGCUUGAGGAGAACUUCACCACCAGUCAGAAGGAGCUGGCCAAAGCCCAGGACCUGGUCAACAAGCUGCAGCGAGAUUUGAGAGAGUCGCAGGCACAGAAAGAAGACCAAGAAGAAAGGAUAGCCACGUUGGAGAAGCGGUAUCUGAAUGCCCAGCGAGAGUCCACCUCGGUCCAUGACCUCAAUGACAAGUUGGAAGCUGAAGUCCAGGCUAAGGAAGCAAGUUUGAGAAGUGCUGAGGAAAAACUGAGAAGUCUGCAGGAGAAGGUGGAACACUUGGAGCAGAAGCUGACCCAGUCUCUGAAGAAGGUGGAAGCCAUGCCAACUAUUGAAGCUGAACUCCAGCAGCGACUGGAGGCACUGAGUCAGGCGGAGGAAAGGUAUGGGUCUACCGAAGAAAGAAUUCUGAACCUGGAGCAGGCUGUACGUGACAAGGAGUCGGAACUCUUGAGGUCGCGUCAGAGAGAAAAGAUGAACGAGGAACACAAUGUUCGCCUGUCUGCCACUGUUGACAGGCUUCUGACGGAGUCCAAUGAGCGUCUGCAGCUGCAUCUGAAGGAACGAAUGAGUGCGCUAGAAGACAAAAACCAGCUGACCUCUGACUUACAAAGGAUUAGCAAAAUUUUGGAAGACACACAGCAGGAAAAGGAACGCAUCAAUGAUGAUCUGUUGAGGUACCGGAAAGAGGUGGAGACUCUACGUAUGCAGAUGGAGCAGCUGAUGAGAGCUGGCUAUGCAUUUGAGGACAAUGUGUCCCGUCGUCGCCACAGAGGAAGGGAACAUGCGUUAACCGAGGAUCCCUCAAAGGUAAACACCCUAAACGAACAAGAGUGGGAGAAACUGCAGCAAGCACACGUGCUAGCAAAUGUGGCCCAUGCCUUUGAUGCCAGCGACACUGAAGGCACAGAUGAUAGCGAGUCUCUGUUUGGAGGUGUGGACCUGCUGUCACCGUCAGGACACACCGGGGCUCAGACGCUGGCCAUCAUGCUUCAGGAACAGCUGGACGCCAUCAACAAUGAGAUUAGGUUAAUUCAGGAAGAAAAGGAAAGUACCGAGCAGAGAGCAGAUGAACUGGAAAUCAGGGUAGGCAGUGGUAGUUUGGAUACUUUACCAGGUCGGUGGCGGGGGUAUGAGCGAUCUGCCUCGCCUCCAGCAAGUGGGUGCUCUACGCCCACGCAUCCACCCUCGUACCAGUCUAGGGAUUCACUACAGAAAUAUCACACUGCACCAGCUGGUAUGACAGCACAAAUGUACACAUAUUCAUCAUCUAGUCCUCAGUUAGCCACAGCAGCGGACUCUAGUCCCAGUCAGCAGCAAUACAGUCGAGAUGACAGCACAAUCAACUCGAAAGAAGAAGCUCGCCAGAUAAAGUGUGAAUCAAGUCCGCCAACACCAAGAGCUCUUCGGCUAGAGCGAGUGGCUGCUGCACUGGCAAAGAGUCCAGAGGAAGCUUCCACUGCUUUGCAGGACCUAAGUUUAGCAUCAUCCGGCAGCCCACUGGGCAGUCUGACCAGCAGCCAGGACUCUUUGCAUAAACAGCAUCAUCAGAACACCAAGAAGAAAGGCAUUAAAAGUUCACUAGGCAGAUUUUUUUCCAAGAAGGAUAAACAGAAGCCAAAGGAAUAUCUAGCGAGGGAAAUGGCCUCAGGAAACUACCUUGAUGGUGGUGAUAACAGCGGCUCGGAGAUGACCAUGGCUCUUGGCCAGUCAGAUUUUGACCGCAGGAAAAAGAAAAAGCAUGAACUGCUGGAAGAGGCUAUGAAAGCCAGCACUCCAUUUGCUUUAUGGAAUGGCCCUACUGUUGUAGCUUGGCUAGAGCUCUGGGUUGGUAUGCCAGCUUGGUACGUGGCAGCCUGCAGGGCCAAUGUCAAAAGUGGAGCCAUCAUGUCAGCCUUGUCAGAUACAGAAAUUCAGCGUGAGAUAGGGAUUAGCAACCCUCUCCACAGGUUGAAGUUACGCUUGGCUAUACAAGAGAUGGUUUCAUUGACGAGCCCAUCUGCUCCAAAAACUUCCAGAACAACCUUAGCAUUUGGUGACAUGAACCAUGAGUGGAUAGGAAAAGAGUGGCUGCCCAGUUUGGGUCUGCCGCAGUACCGCAGCCACUUCAUGGAGUGUCUGGUGGAUGCUCGUAUGUUAGAUCAUUUAACCAAGAAGGACCUCAGGGGACAGCUGAAGAUGGUUGACAGCUUUCACCGGUGGGUUUAUGUUCUAGUGUGGUCUAAUGAACGAGUGAUUCAGUGGGUAAUAAGCAUCAGCCUCAGAGAAUAUGCAAGCAGCCUGCAGGAGUCCGGAGUACAUGGGGCACUUAUAGCUCUAGACGAAAGCUUUGACCACAAUAGUAUGGCACUUGCCUUACAGAUACCAACCCAGAAUCAACAGGCCAGACAAAUUCUUGAGCGAGAAUUCAACAACUUACUAGCUAAAGGAACAGACAGGCGAUUGGAUGAGUCUGCUGUGUAUGGAGGUGAGAGUAGACUACUCGUCGGCCCCAAAGAGGAGAGACCGUGGUUAG